AUGAGCAUUAACUUCAGCGAUCUGAAUCGUGGUCUGGUCAUAGAGUUGGACGGGGCGCCGUGGAUGGUGAUGGACUAUGAGCGCCACAAGAUGCAGCAGCGGGCCCCUGUGACCCGGAUCAAGAUGAAGAACCUGCUCAGCGGAACUGUCGUCGAGCGCACCUUUCAGCGCUACGACACUGGUUUCACCAUUGCCGACAUAGACAAUCGUGCGACCCAGUACCUGUACACCGACGGGGAGUUCUACUAUUUCCUCGACCAAGAGACCUUUGACCAGUACGAAUUGACGACCGAGGUCCUGGGAGAGUCGCUGGGCUACCUGAAAGAAAACGCCCACGUCGAGGUGGUGUUUUACAAGGGGGCGGCUAUCAGCGUGAACAUGCCGAACCAUGUGGAACUGGAGGUUACCGAGACUCCCCCCUCGUUCCGGGGCGACACCGCCCAGGGCGGGAACAAGCCCGCCACGCUGGAGACGGGGCUACGGCUCAAUGUCCCAAUGUUCAUAACGCCGGGAACGGUUAUCCGGGUGGACACUCGUACCGGGGCUUACAGCGAGCGCGUGAGCUGA
Messenger RNA from Geodia barretti, 567 nucleotides. The record is from the annotation of a GenBank genome assembly. NCBI's taxonomy places the organism in Eukaryota, Metazoa, Porifera, Demospongiae, Tetractinellida, Geodiidae.